This is a messenger RNA of Entamoeba histolytica HM-1:IMSS, 963 nucleotides long. Its product is annotated as CAAX amino terminal protease family. NCBI's taxonomy places the organism in Eukaryota, Evosea, Mastigamoebida, Endamoebidae. Gene Ontology annotation, biological process: CAAX-box protein processing. The coding region runs from base 1 to 963 and encodes 320 amino acids. Gene Ontology annotation, cellular component: membrane. Gene Ontology annotation, molecular function: metalloendopeptidase activity. The transcript has a single exon. The record is from RefSeq and is a predicted model, not a curated record.
AUGUAUCUAUUAAAGAAUUUAAUUACUUUACCAUUUAAAAUACAUUAUUUAUUUAUCUGUGUUUAUAUUGUUGUUUCUCUCAUUGUUGUUUAUGGAUUACAAUUAACAUUAUUACCAUCUGGAAAAAUAUAUUCAUAUAAUUAUUCUAUGAUGAAAUCCCUUACUUUAAUUAUUCCUUCAUUCUUAUUAUUCAUUGCUGGAUUUAUUUCAGAAAAAGUGUUUCAUGUGACAAUUUCAACGCUUAAAAUAGAAGAACCACAAAUUAAAAAAUGGUGGUAUGUUAUUUCUAUUGUACUCAUGCCAGUAUUAAUGACGUUUGGGUCAUUUAUCUUCUUUUGUAUUAAUCCAUCAAUGUGUUCAUUAAAUGUAAUGGGUGAAGUAAUGCAUCAACAAAAAAUUAAUGAAUUAAAUAAUAUUUCAUUAUCAGAAAAUUGGAUACGAUUUACCGUUUAUACCUCAAUUAUUAUCCAAAUUUUAAUUUCAUCAAUAACUUCAUUUGGAAUAGCACUUUCUCAAGAAUAUGUUUUUAGAUAUUUUUUAUUUAAUGAACUUCUUCAAUCUCUUCAUCCUCUUUUCUCUGCAUUUAUUUCUUCUUUUGUAUUUGCAAUAUACAGUAUUAUUCUUGUCAUUCUUGGUGAUUAUUGUCCAUAUGAAAAUUAUCCAGGAUCGCCUUAUACAGGUAUUUUAAUGGUUUGUUUGAUUCAAUUUUUCCUUGGAGUGUUUUUGUGUUUCUUUGCACUAAAAACAAAUUCUUUAUUUGUUCUUUCAUUCCUUCAUUCUUCUUGGAUUUCUUUACAAUCUACAUUUAUCCCUUUUGUUGAUCAAACAUCAACCCCAAUUUCUAUUUUCAUAGGUCCAUCAUAUUAUGGUAUUCUUCCAUCAUUUCCAAUGAUUAUAGCCACUAUUUCCUUUACAAUGUUUAUGACAAAAAGACCAGUUGGCAAUGAAUUGAAUUUAUAUUAA